Messenger RNA from Vicia villosa (hairy vetch), 985 nucleotides. Its product is annotated as small ribosomal subunit protein uS7. Gene Ontology annotation, cellular component: ribosome; cytosolic small ribosomal subunit. Gene Ontology annotation, molecular function: mRNA binding; structural constituent of ribosome; rRNA binding. Gene Ontology annotation, biological process: translation; ribosomal small subunit assembly. The record is from RefSeq and is a predicted model, not a curated record. The transcript is spliced from 5 exons. Bases 154 to 780 code for a protein of 208 amino acids. NCBI's taxonomy places the organism in Eukaryota, Viridiplantae, Streptophyta, Magnoliopsida, Fabales, Fabaceae.
UGGGCCGGCCCAUCAAGUGUUUUGUCUAGGGUUUGGAUCAUUUAUAAGUUUAUCCCUGAUCAACACCAUAGCUAGGGUUUCUGAUACACUUCACUUCUUCAACAGCGUGUGAUUUCGUUGCCUCAUUCGCCACUCCAUUCUCAUUCUGCAAUCAUGGCUGAAGUUGCUCAAGAACCCGUUGUUGUUGUUUCAGAUCCCUCACAGAUCGAAGUCAAACUCUUUAACCGCUGGAGCUUCGAUGACGUCCAGCUCUCUGAUGUGUCUUUGAGUGAUUACAUUGGAGUUCAGGCAUCCAAACAUGCCACAUACGUUCCUCACACUGCUGGUAGAUACUCUGUUAAGAGGUUUAGAAAGGCUCAGUGUCCCAUUGUGGAGAGGCUCACAAACUCUCUCAUGAUGCACGGUAGGAACAAUGGAAAGAAGUUGAAGGCUGUUGGAAUCAUCAAGCAUGCCAUGGAAAUCAUUCAUUUGCUAACUGACCUGAACCCGAUUCAGGUCAUUGUUGAUGCUGUUAUUAACAGUGGUCCCCGUGAAGAUGCUACUCGAAUUGGUUCCGCCGGAGUUGUGAGAAGACAAGCAGUUGAUAUCUCACCCCUUCGCCGGGUUAAUCAAGCUAUCUAUCUUCUCACUACUGGUGCACGUGAAGCUGCUUUCAGAAAUAUCAAGACAAUUGCUGAAUGUUUGGCUGAUGAACUUAUUAAUGCAGCAAAAGGUUCAUCCAACAGCUAUGCAAUCAAGAAAAAAGAUGAAAUUGAAAGAGUUGCCAAGGCAAAUCGUUAAGCAGCUUGUGACAGCAAGCACAGUAUUGUCAUCAUCAGAUUUUGUUUUUUCAUGUACCUUUAUUAAUUGUGUUUUUGACUUUAGUUUCAUAGCUUUUCACUGGCGUACAUAACGAGUAAUUUUCUUUCUUAAACGUGAAAUCUGUUUUCCUAGACCAUGAUGUGUUUGAUUACCUUCAUAAAUUAUAAUAUGAUAAUUUGAAUGA